AUGCUGGCGGUCGGAGGCGGCGUUUGAAUGAAGCGGCACUUGGAGCUGCAGCGCCACACCAGAGGAGCUGGCGAGGAAAACAGAACCCGGAGGCCCGUUACCAGCACAAGUAAAUUGUAACCGUAAAGCUAUAUUUAAGAAAUGGGUGUAGAAGGUCAGUUGGAUUCCAACGUUACGGAUCCGGAUCACACACGGGAUACCUUCCAGGAGAUGGACCCAGUACUGACCAGCAAUGUUCUGCUGGUACCCUGUGUGAUCCUGGCCGCAGCGGGGCUUUUCUACCUCUACGGUGCGAUCACAAGUCUGCUGUCCAAAACGUCAGUACGCAACAAGGUGGUGGUGAUAAGUGAAGCUCUAUCCGGCCUUGGGAAAGAGUGUGCGAGUGUGUUUCACAAGGGAGGAGCGAGGCUGAUCCUGUGUGGGAAAAACUGGGAGAAACUUGAGGGGCUCGCUGACGAUUUGGCGAGUGCUUCGGACCCGACGUUAACCUUCCCCCCUAAGCUGGUGCUGCUGGACUUCGGUGACAUGGACAGCAUGCCCGAGGUGACUGCAGAGAUCCUGGAUUGCUACGGCUGCCUGGACGUUCUCAUCCUCAACAGCAGUCUGAAGGUCAAGGCCCCUGCGCAGAGCCUGUCUCUGGAGAUGGACAAGUUGGUGAUGGACAACAACUACUUCGGACCUGUCACACUUGUGAAAGGCGUGCUGCCCUCCAUGAUGUCCAGGAGGACAGGUCACCUGCUGCUGGUCAACAGCAUCCAAGGAAAGCUAGCCGUGCCCUUCCGUACCACAUACGCCGCCUCCAAGCACGCAGUGCAGGCCUUCUUCGACUGCUUGAGGGCCGAGGUGCAGGAAUACGGCAUCUCUGUCAGCACCGUGAGCCACACCUACAUCAGCGGCUCAGCGCCUGAAAAGGCUGCCCCCUCCAAGUCCCUCUGGUCGUUUUUCUACAGUAGGAAACCGCUGGGUGUGACCCCUGACGAGGCCGCCGCUGAAAUUGUGAAGACGUUAAGCAACAAGACGAAAGAGGUUGUGAUCGCGCCGUCCCUCCCCAAGGUGGCCAUCUACGCCAGGUCCUUCUUCCCUAAUGUUUUCUUUGCGGUGAUGGCCGCAGGAGUAAAGGGUGCUGCUGCUGUCGAAGGAGUGUAGCUGCUGUAUCUAUUGUCGUGUAUCUAUUGUCGUGUAUCUAUUAUGGCCUGGCACAUAUUCUGGGCACAGUGCUCCUGGAAUGAGAUUUGCCAGCUCCAAAGGUGUUAUUGGAAGUAAAAGAAAAUGUUGGAAAUUAGAACAGAA
This is a messenger RNA of Lampris incognitus (smalleye Pacific opah), 1290 nucleotides long. RefSeq names its product dehydrogenase/reductase SDR family member 7C-B-like. Lineage: Eukaryota; Metazoa; Chordata; Actinopteri; Lampriformes; Lampridae. Bases 142 to 1146 code for a protein of 334 amino acids. Gene Ontology annotation, molecular function: all-trans-retinol dehydrogenase (NAD+) activity. The record is from RefSeq and is a predicted model, not a curated record. Gene Ontology annotation, cellular component: sarcoplasmic reticulum membrane. The transcript is spliced from 8 exons. Gene Ontology annotation, biological process: regulation of release of sequestered calcium ion into cytosol by sarcoplasmic reticulum.